AUGUCUGCAACAGACGAUAUACUAGAACAAUUAAAAAUUGAACAUGAACGAAAGGAGGCGUUUAAUAACUUAAAACAGAUCCUUUCAAAAAAUCAUCAUGAUAUCAAGAACAACCAGUUGUAUAAUUGUAUCUCUUAUAUUGCAUCACACACAUUCUACUUUUCUGAAGAUGAAUACGAAGAAAUCGCAAAACUCGCACUGUCUAGUAAUGUAAUUACUAAAAAGCAGAAAGCGAACAUACGAUCUUGGAUAGGAAAUCGGAAAGGUCUCAUCGGGGAAAGAGGGAAUGAAGGUGGAUUCUUUGUUUCCUAUGAUGGGCCAGACGAUAUGGAUCGAUAUUUAGGACAUGGAGAUUUUGAUAUCGAUGAUGGAUAUUAUGUUUAUGAUUAA
Acaulospora morrowiae is the source of this 390-nucleotide messenger RNA. NCBI's taxonomy places the organism in Eukaryota, Fungi, Glomeromycota, Glomeromycetes, Diversisporales, Acaulosporaceae. The record is from the annotation of a GenBank genome assembly.